CCGUUUCCAUGGAAGACAAAGGCAGAAGAGGCACAGAGGCAAGAGGCACAGAGGCUCUACUGUCGGCUCUCACAGCAGAACAGUGCACGUUACCCUCUGAUCAAACAGCCGUCCCUAAACCGUCCGACUGAUCCCUCCGUGCGUCCAGCGGCGAGCACCAAAUGGCCGUACCUGACGCGCCGCUGAGCCCCGAGCCUGUGAGGUUCGGCAUCCUAGGCACGGCGAGGAUCGCGCGGAAGGUGAUUCGCGCGAUGCACAGCGUGCCGGGGGUCGCCCCGUACGCCAUAGGCAGUCGCUCGUUCGACCGAGCCGCGCAGUUUGCUAGGGAGGUCGGCAUGGCCGACGACGCCGCGAUUUACGGCAACUACGCUGACGUCAUCGCGGACCCGCUAGUGGACGCCGUUUAUAUCCCGCUGCCGACCGGGCUCCACGUGGAAUGGGUGGUGAAAGCCGCGAAUCACGGAAAGCACAUUCUGCUGGAAAAACCCGUGGCGCUGAAUGUGGACGACCUUAAUGCGAUGAUCGCAGCCGUCGAUACGGCGGGGGUUCAGAUCAUGGAUGCCACGAUGUGGAUGCACAACCCGCGGGCAGCCGAAAUGAAAGCGGUCAUGCGGGACAGAAAAGAUUUUGGGCAGCUGAUGCGCGUGACGUCGAAUUUCUUCUUCCCGGGAUCGGAGGAAUUCAUGCAGAAGGACAUUCGGCUGAAGAAGGAUCUGGACGGGCUGGGGUGCUUGGGAGAUAUCGGGUGGUACUGCGUGCGCGCGUCGCUCUGGGCUGCGGAUUUCGAGCUUCCGUACAGAGUGAUUGGUCUCCCUGAUGCGAAGGUCAACGAAGAAGGCGUUUUGAUUCGCUGCGGUGGUUACCUGUGCUGGCGAAACGGGCUAACGGGUCUCUUCCAGUGCGGAUUCGAUUCUCUUGACUCUCAGCGGCUUGAGUUGGCGUUCUCCCGCGCUACAGUCACCCUCGACGACCUCACCAUUCCCUUCCAGGAAGAUAAGUGCGAAUUUGUGAUUGAAAAGGGGUCCAAGUGGCCGAAUCCAAGUCUGGGGGUGAAAUCGACGGUAGAGAGGAGGGAGAUCGUGCUGACGUGGACGCAGGAGGCGAUGAUGGUUGCUGAGCUGGCACGGAUCGUGAGGGGGGUGAGAGGGGGGGAAGGCAAGGCGGCAUUGGAUGGGAGAUGGGUUGACAUGAUGGCGAAGACGCAGCGCGUGGUGUGCGCCGUGCACGACUCCAUAGCGCAGGGGGGGACGCCGGUGCUGCUUGAAGGCCAAUAGUACCGGUAAAUACUAAGUUUCAAAUGGGUGGGGGACGCUGGUGCAGAUUUAGGGUCAAUGGUACAUACCAACGAUGGGGUAUUCGCCGUGCAUGACUCCAUAGCGCAGGGGGGGACGCCUGACCUGGUUGGUAGUGAUUCUGAACGGCUUCAGCCGGUAGGGAACGGUACAGAAUAGAGGUUGAUAUGAACUAGGUAUGGGAUGAUGAUUUUGAGUGUAGCAAGACUCUGUAUAGUGUUAAAUUGUAGAGAGAAUUAUGAAUUAAGGAAAGUGUUGAGGGUAACAAAGGUAGGACUGUACC
This is a messenger RNA of Closterium sp. NIES-67, 1575 nucleotides long. The record is from the annotation of a GenBank genome assembly. Lineage: Eukaryota; Viridiplantae; Streptophyta; Zygnematophyceae; Desmidiales; Closteriaceae.